This is a messenger RNA of Drosophila serrata, 3067 nucleotides long. RefSeq names its product Poly-(ADP-ribose) polymerase. Gene Ontology annotation, biological process: double-strand break repair; protein poly-ADP-ribosylation. Lineage: Eukaryota; Metazoa; Arthropoda; Insecta; Diptera; Drosophilidae. The record is from RefSeq and is a predicted model, not a curated record. Gene Ontology annotation, cellular component: nucleolus; nucleus. Gene Ontology annotation, molecular function: NAD+ poly-ADP-ribosyltransferase activity; NAD binding; DNA binding.
UAUAUCUAAUACAUAUUUACAUGUAGUUUCAUUUACUAAUUUGCCAGUGUAGUCAUGGAUAUGGAAUUACCGUAUAUGGCGGAGUAUGCCAGAACUGGACGCGCUUCUUGUAAAGGAUGUAAAUCGUCUAUUUCAAAAGACCACCUUCGAAUCGCUGUUAUGGUUCAAUCUGCAUUUCACGACGCGAAAGUUCCGAACUGGUUUCAUAAAAACUGUUUUUUUAAGAAACAACGACCAGCCUCGGUGGGAGACAUUUAUAAUUUUGAAAAUCUACGAUUUAAUGACCAAAAGGACUUAGAGCAUCUUAUUGCUACAGUACCUGAAGUUGUGUGUGUAAAAACUGGAAAAAAACGUUUAAAGGUUGAUAGCGUAGCAUUAAAAGAUUUUGGAGUUGAAUAUGCAAAAUCCGGUCGAUCUUCCUGUCGUGGAUGUGAACAAAAAAUAUGCAAAGAUCAAGUGCGUAUACGUAAAACUGUUUAUGAUACUGAAGUAGGAAUGAAGUAUGGUGGUCAGCCCUUGUGGCAUCACUUGGAAUGCUUUGCCCAAUUGCGCACAGAGCUUGGUUGGUUUGAUUCUGGGGAAAAUCUACCCGGCUACUCACUUUUAAAGUCUGAACAGCAAACGGAAGUAAAAAACCUUAUCCCGUUAAUCGGAUCUAAUGAAAUACCAGAAGCAAAGAAAAUGAAAAUAGAAAAAAACAAUGAAGCUGAAGAAGAAGAAAAAAAUACACAAAUAAAAAACCAAAAUGAUCUAUUUUUCAAAUUUCGCGAUGAUCUUAAAAGUCAAAUGAAGAAAUCAGACAUCAGCAGACUCUUGAUUUGGAAUAAUCAACAGCCUUUAAUCGGUGAUUCUGAAAGAUUAUUUGAUCAAGCUGCAGACUUACUGGCGUUUGGUGCAAUUCAAUCUUGCUUAGAAUGCAAAUGUACUCAAUUUACAUUCAAUAAAUCAGGUUAUAUAUGUAAUGGUAAUAUUUCUGAAUGGACUAAGUGCCAUACGCUGUUAAGAGAACCUGUUAAAUCAGCUUGCAAAAUACCAAAGGAUCUUAUAGAAACAUAUACUUUUUUAAAUUCUGUUCAGAAAAACCCAGUAGCAAGGAUAUUACAAUAUUUUCCUCCAAGUGAAAACACUAUAAAUAAAAAUUUAAAGCUAAAAAACAAUUGCGGUGAAAGUGACGGACCAAAAAUUAUUCGUAAAACGCCUCCAUUGUAUAAUUUAAAGUUUUCCCUUAUCGGUAUGAAAAAUAUGGAGAAUGAAUUAAAAAGAAGAAUAGAAAAGUUAGGCGGCCAAUGUGAAAAAAAAAUAUCGAAUACAACCAUUGCAAUAUUAUCCACUGAAUCAGAAGUAGAAAAAAAAUCUGCCCGUAUGGAGUCUGCGAAAAAACUGGGAAUACAUAUUGUUCCCUUAGAAUAUUUGGAUUUUGUAGAAAGUGACCCUGACGGAGCUAUUAAUUAUAUAAAUAGUAUGAGCUUGUGUAAUUGGGGUACUGAUCCCCUUCUAAAAAAAUCUCUGGAUGAUCCAAAGAGCUCGAAGUACAAAAGUAUAUAUACAAAAUCUGUGCCCACAUCAAAAACGUUAAAAGUUAAGGAUGGGAUAGCUGUGGAUCCUGAUAGUGGCCUUGAGGAUAUCGCUCAUGUAUACGUUUGCGGAAAAGAUAAAUACAAUGUAGUACUCGGCUUGACUGAUAUUCAGCGAAAUAAAAAUUCUUAUUACAAAUUACAGCUUUUGGAAGCUGAUAAAAUGCCAAAAUACUGGAUUUUUCGAUCUUGGGGUCGAAUUGGUACCACUAUUGGAAAUUCAAAAAUUGAGGUGUUUGAUACAAUUAUCCCCGCCAUCAAAGUCUUUCAAAAAGUUUAUUUUGAUAAAACUGGAAAUGAUUUCGAAAAGAGAGACAACUUUGUUAAAAUUACUGGACAUAUGUACCCAAUAGAAAUUCAGUAUGAUGACAAACCGAAUAUUUGUUUACAUGAAACACAAACAUCUGUUAAUUCGAGUCUUGAUGCCUCCGUACAAAAUUUAAUACGGCUUAUGUUCGAUGUUGAUUUUAUGAAAAGGACAUUGAUGGAGUUUCAUAUUGAUAUGGAAAAAAUGCCAUUGGGAAAACUCAGCGUAAUUCAAGUACAAUCUGCUUAUAAAGUGUUAAGCGAAAUAUUUGAAUUAAUCAAAUCUGGAUCCAGUAAUGUAAAACUUAUUGAUGCGACAAAUCGAUUUUAUACCUUGAUUCCUCAUAGUUUUGGAAUACAGUCUCCAGACUUAAUUAAAACUUAUAAACAAAUCGAAGAUUUACGAGAAGUAUUAGAUUCGCUAGCUGAAAUCGAGGUUGCCUAUAACUUGAUAAAAAGCGAAAAUUCUAAUGAAAGCAUGAAUCAUUUGGACAAACAGUAUGCGCAAUUAAAUGCUAAAUUAGAUCCAUUAGAUAAAAGUACUGAAGAGUUUUCCAUUCUUAAAAAUUAUGUUAAGAAUACUCAUGCUUCAACCCAUAGCGCAUACGAACUGGAAAUAGUGGAUGUGUUCAAAGUACAGCGUCAAGGGGAAUCAAGGCGUUAUAAACCAUUCAAGAAGUUACAUAAUAGAAAACUAUUAUGGCACGGCUCCCGUAUAACAAAUUUUGCCGGCAUAUUAUCACAUGGUUUGAAAAUCGCACCUCCAGAAGCUCCACCAACUGGUUAUAUGUUUGGCAAAGGAAUUUAUUUUGCAGAUAUGGUGUCAAAAUCAGCCAAUUAUUGUUGCACAACCCAGCAAAACUCAACUGGAUUAAUGCUUCUUUCUGAAGUUGCCUUGGGAGAUAUGAUGGAAUGCACUGGAGCUAAAUAUGUUACAAAACUCCCGAAGGAUAAACACAGUUGCUUCGGUCGAGGUGUUACAAUGCCUAAUCCAAAGGAAAGUUAUUUUCGAAGUGAUGGAGUUGAAAUACCUUUGGGGCAAGCAGUCACCAAUUCAAGUAUAAAAUCGUCAUUAAUUUACAAUGAAUAUAUUGUGUAUGAUGUUGCCCAGGUGAAUGUGCAGUAUCUGUUUCGGAUGGAAUUUAAAUACAAAUAUUAGCUUGAACAUAUGAACAUAUAAAAUUUUA